CACUCCUGCUGCCAGUUGUGUUGUAGACUGUGGUGGUGACGGACGUGACGCCUCCCGCUCCUCUGCUUCCGUAGUGAAGUUGUGAACAGUGAGCAAGGAACAAGAGGUGACGUAGGCGGUGUAAGUGAAGCGACCGCCAUCCCGGAACACUUAUAAGUGAGCAGGCGUCACACUUCCCCGUCUCCAGGUGGACUUGGUGUUAGUGAAGAGCUGUGCACGGGACACAAGGCUCCUCUCUCACCCCUGCACCUGCACCAGCUCCAAUAAUCUCCCAGCAAGGGCGUCGCCGUCCACCUGGUACUUGAUACAGGUGUGUGUGUGUGUGUGUGUGGGAGAGCAGCAGCAGCACCACCAGUCUUCACCAAGGAUGGGUGUAUUUGAUGGGCAGACGAGAAUGAUGAAGAACUCCGGCCUGCUUAGGUGGAGCAACAACAAGAACAACAACAACAACAACAACAAAACUAACAACGUUAAAAAUGCCAACAAGAACUGGAUUCAUCCCCCGGAGGCACUGCAGAAAGGUCACAUUGCCUACCUGGUUAAAUUCCUUGGGAGCACAGAAGUGGACCAACCAAAGGGCAUCGAGGUGGUGAAAGAGGGCAUUCGUAAACUUAAGUUCAAUCAGCAGCUGAAGAAGGCUGAAGGCAGCAAGACUCCAAAAGUAGAACUGACUGUGUCCAUCGAUGGAGUUGCUAUACAUGAACCUAAAACUAAGCGAAAUCUCCACCAGUACCCACUGCAUAGGAUCAGUUAUUGUGCGGAUGACAAGGCCGAGAAGCGGUUCUUCAGUUUCAUUGCCAAGGAGGCCGAUUCUGAUAAACACACAUGCUUUGUCUUUGUCAGCGACAAGUUGGCUGAAGAAAUCACUCUAACGAUUGGCCAGGCCUUUGACUUAGCAUAUCGGCGGUUUGUGGAGACUUCAGGCCGCGAGGUAGAGAUGCGUCGUCAGCUGCUUUUGCUACAGAAGCGUGUGCAAGGGCUGGAGGAUGAGAACCAAAUACUAAAGACUCGUAUCACACAAAUGGCCACCUUAAAGAACAGACCAGAUGUGGAAGAGUACAUGAAAGAAAACAAUAUCUCUGAUUUGCUGACACUGAAUGGUGAGAGCAGCACUGAUCCUGAGUCGCUGUGUGAGCCGCUAGCUUCGACUAGUGGCAUCAGCCCGCCACCCGUUCCACCAAGGAACACUCCAAAGCAAGACGAAGACUCGACUCUAAUCCAAGAUAUAUUAUCAAGCCCAAUAACUUCAAAUGGUGCCGAUGAUGAUGAUUUUAACCCGCGGGCGGAAGAAGCACUAACGACUAAUGUGGAUGUUAUGAACAGCUCCUCCAGCAAUGGAAGCGAUGAAGCUCAUGAUGAAGAUGAUGAUUUUGAUCCCAGAGCAGAGGAAAAGAAGCCUCCGUCAUUUGCCAAUGUUCCUACACCUGAGUUAAAUGGCUUUACUUCUCUACCAGCUCUGGUUCCUCCUCCUCGGCCAGCUAGAGCUCUUGAGCAUCCUGCGCAUAAUGGUUUGUCAGAUGACAUAUUUGACCCAAGUGGAGAUCCUUUUGGAUCUGUGGCCUUUUCCCCUCCUAGCAACAGUAACGAUGCCCUUGCACAAUUCAUUGAAAUGAAGGCUGGGUUCAGUCGGGGACUUUCCUUUGGCACUACAGAUGAUGACUUUACUCUCGAGAGUUUGGAUCCACUGAAGAACUAAUGUGUAAGGAUCAGGUGUUGAGAACCUGCGUGAUACAAGAUACUCCCAGAAUAUUGAUUUGCCUUUGUGAUUUCUUUACUAGGUAUAUGACUGUCAUUACUGAGUGGGAAGCACCAGUCUAAGAAAGACUGGGCUGUGAAACUUUCAUGUAAACAGUGACUGCACUUGUAGUUCUCCAGCAAGUACUGAAGAGUAUUAAAGUGUUAUUUACAACUAUCCAAUUGAUAUAUUUGGGCCUGCCUGAAGCUGACUAAAUAUUUCAUCAUUUCAGAACACAAAUAGCCGUUUAUGAUAAUAGAGUUCACUAUUUAUACAGUACCUCUUUAUGGCAACCACUUAAUUCUAAAUUUGUCAUUACUUACAGUUAAUGGUGUGUUAUGUUUGACCAAAUUUUGAUAAAGGUUUAAUGUCAGUUUUGAUGCUUGAAUGGAGAUAAUUAUGAGAGAAGCAAGCAUUGUCACUGUUGCCUCAGCUUGUGCUACAAUGUGAACUGACCACCAUUAUUUCUCCAGGACAAACUAUAGUAUGUGGUAGUGAUUCCAGAAUUGCACUGUAUCUGCACAUACCUUUAGAAAAGGGAAGGCAACAAGGCUUGGAGUUGACAUUUAUGAAACGUAUUCAUUCCUGUUUACCAUAUAAAAUGGAAAUAGGAAGUGUGAAUAUUGAUGACGAGAGUGUUAUUGUAGGAUGAAUAUAAACUCCGGCCAUCUGUCACAAAAAGCACACAUAACAAAAUAUACAAUUUUAAGAGUACUGUAUUGAAAGAGAUUUAUAAUAAGAAUUGUAAUGAAUGAUUUAGAGGUUAGCGAUAUAUUUUAAAUAUCUGGCUCUGGUGAAUUCUAAAAAUGCUAAAUGAAUAAGAACUGAUUUGCUUUAAAACAUUUGAACUCAUGAGUGGAAGAAUUUAAUUUACCGUGUUAAUGUAUAUCAGUUGUGAAAACAAACACAAAUAUGUGAUAAAUUUAUUAUCAUGUUCGAGGUGUUAGUAUUGGUUGUGACACUAUGCUGUGUGUGUGUGUGUGUGUGUGUGUAGCAACUUUCCUUAAAUUAUAAGACAUAAUGUACUAGAUAGCAGUGGGAAUCCCAUUCACAAGCUUUGAAUAUAUCAGGAAUGCUUUUGAAUUGGUUGCCUUAUUAAAGAGCAUUGAGCUUUGCCUGGAGAAUUAUAUUGUUAGAGUGAAUUAAAUAAUACUAAUUACUUUCUCCUACUCAGUAUUGCAAUGCUUGUUUAGGGACUCUGUUAGUUUUCUGGACAAUAUAUAUCGGAAUAAUAUUUAUGACUUUAUGAAAUCAUAGCAAAGUAUAUUGUUAAUUGUUUAUAUAUGAGGGGAAAACCAUCCUUUUGUUGAGACAUAAUAUAUAUCCACAUAGAUAUCUAUUAGAUGAUAAAAACUUAGUGGUAGCUUACUACUCACUUAAGGAUCAAUAAGUUAUUUUAUUCAUGUAGUGAUAAUGUCACUCAUUUUUAGCUAUCAGUCACUAAGCAGAUGUUCAGCUUAAUGGAGAAUGAACUAUGCAUCACCAUCCCCCAGCACGGGGAGGUGCAGACACACAGUUUAUGCUGAAGCUUAGCUCGUAUACUAGACUACAUCACUACAGCUAAAACCUCAGCUGGGCAGUCACACUAUGGCUUAAUGUUGCAGCUAGAAUGAGAGUUAAAUCAUAAUAUAUAUUGACAGUUACGUUUAAAUGAUCAUAAUAUAAUAUAGACACUGUGUGACCAUCAUUUUAUAUACAGUAUAUAUAUCUGAACCAUCAUACUCCAGCCGUAGUCACAAUUUUUGGUUAAGUUAUCAGUUAAGUAAAGCUAAAUUGUCAUGUUACAGUUUGAGCCAAAUUUCUAGUUUUUCCUUCCAUCACAAAAUCGUGUAUAACCAUAAUUAUUGCUGGACCAGCAUACUGUGUCUCAUCUUUGUUGAACCAGCAUACUGUGUCUCAUCUUUGUUGAACUAGCAUACUGUGUCUCAUCUUUGUUGAACUAGCAUACUGUGUCUCAUCUUUGGACACAUUUAUUGAAAUUACUGCAUAUAUUCACAGUUGAUAGUAGCUUAGCCAAACAUUUUGCAAUGUGUAGUUGAAGGUAGUUAUUGUCAAAGCAUCAUUCUUUAUCAUAGAGCUGUAGUUAGGACUAUAGCCUGGCUGUUGUACUGCAACACAUAUUCAUGUGUACAUCAAUAUCUCGACACUCAAUACUACUGACAACUUCUAAGUGGUAAGGUGAGGUAAUUAUGAAGAGAAAGAGCUAAGUCAGUAUGACUAUAUAGCACUUGGAAUGGAUAUGAAGACAAGGAGCUGGAAUAGGACGGAAGGAAUGAAUGGUGCCCCGCCACUUGGGCCAUCAGCGAUUGAACACAGACCUGUAAGAAGUAAGACCUGCACUGUACUGAUGAGUCCAGGUGGUUGAUAGCUGCAUCAGAUAAACCUCUGAGAGUCUGCCUUAUUCUAAACAUAAUCUUGCCUCUUUGGUUUCCAUUACAUGCACUUCACAUUUUCUCUAUGUAUUCCAUUGUGGUUUCUUUAAAGAAUGUUGAUUUAUGUAUUCAUCACUCUUAACCACUUUUAGUUGUGUUUUCCAGUUAUAUCCUCCGUUACUGUUUCAAUACCUUGUAGUUGCCUCUGCCAGUCUAUUAUCAAUGACACACUGAACAUGCACAAACCUUUAGAAUGUAUUUCUCAGAGCCCACAAAGCUAAUGUGUCUGGAUUUCCCACAUGAUCCUAACACUUCAGCCUUAUUAUUUCUUACCAUUUGCUCACAUCUCGGGGUUUGGAGGAUAUAUUCUUACACAGUUUUCUCCUCAUAUUCAUAAUUGUUUCUCAUUCAAAAUCGUCCCAAGUAAACCCGGUCACCUGUCUUCUUUAUUAUUUCAUUUUCUGUAUUUUUGUCUUCAUUUUGAUAUGUUGGAUUAUAAUCAUUCUCACGAUACUUGAAUUUUGUAAUUCGUUCAAUUGUUUCAACUAUAAUUUCAGUGUCUUUUGCAACCAUAUUUUAUUUCUAGAGCAAAAUCUAACGUGUCAGUCUCUUUGUCUUGCGGAAUCCAUUUGUUUUCUUACUAGUAAAUUUGAAAUAUUCUUGUUUUGCAUAUUGUAAACUCAGGAUUACAUGUUGCAAUUGUAUUUGAAUUAUUGGCAAAAAUACUGAUUGGUGGGGACCGCUGCAUAUUAUUUUUGAACUAAGAAUACCUGAUCUACUCAUUAAUUCUUAAAGCUUUCCUUUUCCUCACUUUUCUGGAUCUAUCUUUGCUAAAAAUAUCUGAUAUGAAACUCUUCUAUGUUUUAUAAACCCCCUCAUUGUUUCUUCCUUUCUCAUUAUCUUACUUCAAACUCAUUAUCAGUUUCCUUACCUUGGAAGAGUUAUUUUUUCCUUACCAUGCAUAGUAGGUUUACUUCCCUAAAGUUUCAAUACUCAUCCUAUGUGCUCAUAUGCAAGGGCACCAUUCCUAUUUUUAUCUCAUGUAGAUCCUUCCUCAUUCUCUAGGAAUACAUAAAUUGUUAUGAACCCGUUCUGGCAUGUGGCACUACCACUGUUCAACACCUCUGCUGGUAUUCCAUAUACUCUACUUUGUAACUACUAUUAUACUCUAUACUUCUACCAUAUAUUCUACUUUGGGGAGUAGAAGAACUCCCAGAACCCCAUCAACCAAUCAACCAACUCAAGGAGUUCCCUUUCAUAGUAGGUAAGUUACGGUGUCUCGCACCUCCACUGUUGAUACUGUUUUCCAACUUUGAAUUUUCUUUUCAUUUUCCCUUUUUCUAUAACCCUUCCACUUAAUUUAGUUGCAAAAUGCUACCUGGUAUUAUAAAUAUGGCUACACCAUUAUAAAAUAACUCCCAUCAAGAAAAUUACAGCAAGGCAAUCAUGCUGAACCAUAUAUGUGCAUUUAGAAAUAUAUGCUAAGCUGUUGCACUGCAACAUAUAACUUCAUGUAUAGUAUAGCUAGGCUGUAUACUGUAACAUAUCAUACACAUAAUGUUGGUGCUUUUCACAUGCCUAUGCAUUUGUAUACAAUUAUCAGUGUUGCAUCACACACAAAAAUGUAUCUUCCCCAGACCAUUCCUUACAAAACUGUAUACAGAAAUCUCAUCGCAGUCUCAAGUGGAAACACAUUUAGAUUUGAUGCAUUAAAGGUUUUAAUUCAUACUGAAGCAGCCUUAAAUGUAAAAUGUUUAGAUGUUUUUAUAAUAUGAAAACAAUAGUUUUUGACAUUUGGAUGGCAGCAAAGUGUUGAAAUUAAUAAAAAUGCACUAUUUUUUUAUUAAAGAAUAAUGAUCAGAAUACCCUCGUAUUUAUUUGUUAUCCCAUUGCCAAAUGCUCAAAUGCAUUGUCUAUAUGAUUAUUGAUACCUCUAAUGACUGCAUAUUCAUCAACCACAGACAACUACUUGUUGUUGUACAUGCACUUUUACCUUAGGAAAUACGGUUGUGUUGGUAUUCGUGAUGGAAUGGACACACAGCUACACAUCCCAUUGAUUAUUGUAGGUAGCUACACAUAGUUGUCAUUGAUGCUAGUGAGCAUAUUGUUCAAAGGUAUUAGUGAAGGUGCAGGCUACAAUUAUUUAUUAAUAAAAUAAUAGGUACUGGUACCCCAGGUUGGUGUUGUAGAUCUGAUAUAUGGUUCCUUCACUAUGCUCUGUGAGUUUUCUAUUUCAUUAUUAUAGACACUUUUCAAUGUUUUAUAUAAAAUUCUAUGUUUAAUAAUAAUGUAGGAAUAUUAAUGUAAAUUUGGUAGCUUUUGUCAUUCAGAAUAAAUAAAUGAACCAUAAGGUAGUUGCGUAAACAUAGAUUCAUCAUGAUCAUUUCAAUGAUGUAUUAUACUAAGCUUUACAGCUUUAAUUUGUGAAAUAUAUUGAACAUUGAAGCUAACAUAUACAGUGCUAGUUUUUUUAAGAUAUUAGAGAGCAGGGUACAUGAUUUUGUUUGUUUUUAGCAAACUUGCUAUUAUUAUACAUAAAUUUUAAAAUAUUUUAUUGAGAUAUAAAUAAAAUUCUACUAACAAUACUGAAUUUUGUAACCAGAUAUAUUUUUACAAAGAUCUUAUGAACAUCUAUGAUUAAUUAUUAUUUGUUAAUGCUUUUAAUGUCAGCACAGAAUUUAAAAUGACAGUUUUUUGAUUGUUUCAAUAAAAAUUAUAUUCCUCCAUAUAAGUGCCAGGUUACUUUAAGCUCUUCAAUAUCUUACUUGGUAUGAAUGAAGAGCACAUCUGUAUCCAUAUAAAAUAGCAGCUUGAGUUGCUUGCUACACAAUAUAGACGUUUUAUUGUAGCUUUUUGUUUCCUUACACUUAAAUCCAUGUUCUGUGAGGGCAGCUCAACACUCCCAAGUCUUCUGAGACUGUGAUUACAUUGUGACAGGAUGCAGAUACAAAAUUAUUUUCAACUCCAGCUAACUUAGGUGAAAAUAUCAAUAGAAAAGUUUAUUAUUGCUAGAACAAUCCUGGUUAGUGUUGAAUUCCUAUUGUUGUAUUAGAAAAAAUCUUAUAAUGAUAGGACUUUGUUAAUUUAUUUAGUUUGAAUUUGAGUUGUUGUUGGAUGAAAUUUUUCUGCUUAUGCUGAAUCUCUUGCAAAAUAAUAUAGACUGGUGCAGCUGUAUGCUUAGAGCAAACAUGUAAUGAGUAAGACCAGACGAAUUGGUUCCAAUUUAUAUCAUUGUGAAUGUGAUAUGGAAGGCGUAGAUUUAAAUAGUCUUUCAGUAGUUAACAUUCAGGUUCAGAAAAUGCUAGCUUUCAAAGUUAAUAGUACAGUGAGAUAUGUUUUAAAACCAUUUUAGAUUUCUAGAAUUUACAGAGUUAACUUAAAAUCAUUGCAUAGCUUAAUAAUACCUUGACAAACAGUUGCCUGAACAAUUAUGCUUAUCCUUUUAUGGAUGAUCUGGAAUUUCUAAUUAUAAUGAUAGUUGAUACUAUGUUAGAUAUUAUUUGGAAAUGUUCCUAUGUGCAUUAGUAUUUUGGUGACUGAGCUACAGUAGUUUUUUAAAAGUCUUUGUCUUUCUAUAAGGAACUAAAUAUGUCACCUGACAUGCACACUUUGAUCACAAAUUACACAAAUUUAAAUGAUGAUAUAUAUUAAAUAAAAUAAUAUAGAAAAUAGUAUAUGCUAUAAUAUUUUUGAGUAUACAGAGAAUAUGAUUUUGAAUGAAUUGCAAAAAGUUGAAUGUUUUAGGCUUUCAGUGUAACUUUGGUAUUUUUUUUAAUUCUGCAAGAAUAUCACCAUUUUCUAUAUUUUCUUUAUUAUUUUAUUAAAUAUUUUCUAUCUUUCCUAGAACGUUGCAUGUCACUCGACUCUUGAGGUGUCCUCUGUUAGUACAAUGGAUGGUUGUGAAAUGUUGAAAACUGCUGUUGACAGCAGCAGUCUGUUACAUUGAGAACAUUUUAGAUGCACAUACAAUUUUAAUCCAAUUAUAUGCUUUUCACAGCAGUUAAUAUUAGUGUUGGAGCACAAGUAUACAAAUUAUGAUGAGGGCCAAGUGUGGGACGAGUCCCACACUUGUGGUUAUAUAUUCCUCGUGCACAAGUCCAGCAAUCACCCAAUGCAGACUAGGUAUCUUAUACUCUCAGACAUUAACUCCUUGUUGACCAAACCAUACACUAGAAAGUGAAGGGACCAUGACGUUUCAGUCUGUCCUGGACCAUUCUCAAGUCGAUUGUUUUCACAAUCGACUUGAGAAUGGUCCAGGAUGGACCGAAACGUCGUCGUCCCUUCAUUUUCUAGUGUGUGGUUUGGUCAACAUAUUUCAGCCGCGUUAUUAUGACUCCUCGUCUGUAUUAACUUCAUAUAUUUUGGAACUGUUUCCCAUUUGGCUUUUUGGUGACAUUGACCAUCUAGGACUUCUUUGCCUGGGGUAGAGAACUAGUUCACUGGCUUCCCACAGCUUAUUACUCGUCUAAGUCCAAAAUAACAUUGCUGCUGUGCAGUUGACUGUUCCUUGUAUAUAAUCUGUUCAUUUCUUCAGUGUAAUUCAUUUAUGUUAAUUUUAUACUUUGUUCAUUUUAUGGGGAACCAGCCAGUAUUCCAAGGACUUAGUGAUGCAUUAUUUUCUUUGCUCUCUUCUUUUGUACUUUUUCAUAAGAUAUUACUUAUUUUAUAUCCAUAUAAUAUGAUAGAGCUGAAAUUUCUUCUGUGUACUCAACUAACAUUAACUUGUAGUGUUUGUAAAUAAAAUGUAUAUAUAUAUACCUAA
Messenger RNA from Procambarus clarkii (red swamp crayfish), 8869 nucleotides. The record is from RefSeq and is a predicted model, not a curated record. Lineage: Eukaryota; Metazoa; Arthropoda; Malacostraca; Decapoda; Cambaridae.